This is a messenger RNA of Aspergillus alliaceus, 828 nucleotides long. Its product is annotated as Threonyl/alanyl tRNA synthetase. Gene Ontology annotation, biological process: regulation of translational fidelity; alanyl-tRNA aminoacylation. Bases 1 to 828 code for a protein of 275 amino acids. Gene Ontology annotation, molecular function: nucleic acid binding; ATP binding; alanine-tRNA ligase activity. The record is from RefSeq and is a predicted model, not a curated record. Lineage: Eukaryota; Fungi; Ascomycota; Eurotiomycetes; Eurotiales; Aspergillaceae. The transcript is spliced from 2 exons.
AUGACAAUAGCUCACCAUACUAUGGACCACCACACCGAACUCGUCUAUCUGAAUGAUGCCUCCCUACGAGAGUUGACAACCACAAUCCUCUCUUGUCAGCCGAUAUCGCAGCUAGCAGAAAACGAGAGAAGUCUUGCCAAAACUCUGGAUGCAAAAUCCUUCGCCCUCAUCACACGCCAAACGGUGUUUUACCCACAGGGCGGUGGUCAGCCCAGCGACACCGGCGUAAUCACACUCGCAGGCACAAAACAAGGCUCUGCUUUCAAAGUCAUGCUUGUUCGGAAAACCCUCAAUGGUACUGUUCUUCAUUUGGGAGAAUUUACGGAUCAGCCUAGUUUUACGCAUGGCCAGCUAGUUUCGCAGAGCAUUGACUACGCAAAACGAGACUAUCAUUCCCGGCUUCAUACCGCUGGGCAUAUCAUCGGACUGGCCAUGCGACUUCUUUCUUCUGUACUUGGGGAAAAGAAAAAAGUCAAGGCGAAUCAUGCACCGGGACAAGCCUGUAUGGAGUUUGAGGGCCUGCUGUACAAUGAGCAUAAGUCUGUUAUCGAAGAUAAGGUCAAUGAAUUGGUAAACAUGAAACUUCCUGUGACUACUGAGUGGUGGGAUGAAGACCGUAUUCAACAAGCUGACCUCAAUAUGGUGGAAGGACUGCAGCUGGGAAAGAACGGUCAGGCGCGGAUUGCGCUAAUAGGGGAUAUCGAUGCGAACCCCUGUGGUGGAACGCACGUAGAACAUACGGGCUUGACAGGGUUUAUCACUAUACGAAAGAUUGCUAGGCAGAAGGGGAUCAGCAAGCUGUCCUACGAGGUGCCGGCGUUAUUAUAA